Messenger RNA from Cheilinus undulatus (humphead wrasse), 822 nucleotides. RefSeq names its product leucine rich repeat containing 10 (gene lrrc10). The record is from RefSeq and is a predicted model, not a curated record. The transcript has a single exon. The coding region runs from base 1 to 822 and encodes 273 amino acids. Gene Ontology annotation, molecular function: protein binding. Lineage: Eukaryota; Metazoa; Chordata; Actinopteri; Labriformes; Labridae.
AUGGGUAAUGCCAUUCGAGGUGUCAUCGCCUUCAUCCCUUCAGAGCGCUGUCAGCGCUUCUUAGUGGGCGACCUAAAGGAGAUGCCUCUGGAUCGUACCCUUGACCUAAGCAGCCGUCAGCUGCGUCGGCUGCCUCUGGCCGCCUGUGUCUUCGAUGAGCUGGUGAAACUCUACCUAAGUGACAACAACCUCAGCAGCUUACCGGCCGAGCUGCAGGGCCUAAAGAAGCUGCAGCUCUUGGCUCUGGACUUUAACUGUUUUGAAGAGCUCCCUGCAGCUGUUUGCAGAUUGCCCCAACUCUGCAUCCUUUACCUGGGCAACAACAGACUUUACUCGCUCCCCCAAGAGCUGGGAGAGCUCAAGGACCUGAAUACUCUGUGGCUGGAGAUGAACUGCUUCACUGUUUUCCCUAAGGUAGUCUGCGAGCUCCCUAAUCUUAAGACUCUGCACCUCGGCUACAACCAGAUCCAGAGUUUACCUAGAGAGUUGGGAAGUCUGGAGGAGCUGCGGAGUAUCUGGUUAGCUGGCAACCAGCUGACAGAGUUCCCUCCUGUAUUGCUGGAGAUGCACUUUUUAGCUGUUGUUGAUGUGGAUCGCAACAGAAUCCGUCGUUUCCCAGGCCUGUGUCACUUGCAGGGGCUUAAACUUGUCAUCUAUGACCAUAACCCCUGUGUUAACGCCCCAGCAGUGGCCGAGGGAGUCCGGAGGGUUGGGCGAUGGGCGGACUGCUCAGAUGAGCAGGAAGAGGACGGAUCAAAAGCAGCAAGUGAGACAACAGCAGAGGUCACAGAAGUUCACCCAGAAGAGGAGGAAAACAUUUAG